GUGGAGGAACUGUUCAUGUCAAAAAAAAAGUAGUACAACAUUUAUAUUUUGGUUAUGAUUAAUGAUAUGUUUGUAAAUAUGACAAUGCGUAUGGGAAGAUGUGUCCAGAUGACACGGUGUUGUGGGCCAGAGGGAGGAACGCAGACACGGCCCAGAAACGAGGUGAAUCAGUUGACAUGUGGGGAUGAGAUGGUGCCUUCAAUGUCCAGUGAAGGAGACGCUCCUCAGGCCAUCGAUGAACAUAUAUGGGGUUGUUUGCAUAUGAAUCACAAAUUACACCUUUGGUGCUCAUUCUCAGUGCGGCCUCUUUUCAGGCGUGUGUGUGUGUGUGAGGAGUGGAGCAUGUCGGAGCUCAGUGAUGACGCCAGUGAGUCGGAGCAGCUGGGCGCCAGCCUCUCGCUGUGGCUGGGCGACUCCCUGCUGCGACUCGAGGAGCUGGACGUUCCUCUGGACCUCCACACCGCCUGCUCCAUCGGCCAGUAUGACGUGGUGGCCGAGUGCAUCAAGAAACGGGAGGUGGACCUGAACGGCAAGAACGUGGGCGGCUGGACCCCACUGAUGUAUGCGUCUUACAUCGGCCAUGACAACAUCGCAAACCUCCUGCUGGAGGCCGGCGUGAGCGUCAACGCCACCACCGCCAAAGGGUUGAGCCCCUUGAUGCUGGCGGCGAGCUGCGGGAACGAAAGCAUCGCGUACUUCCUGCUUCAGCAAGGCGCUGAGCUGGAGCUGAAGGACUCUCGAGGCUGGACCGCUCUGUUCCACUGCACCAGCACCGGCCACCAGCAGAUGGUCCGCUUCCUGCUGGAUAACAACGCCGACGCCAACGUCAAGGAGCCGUCCUCUGGCUUCACCACCCUGAUGGAGGCGGCUGCUUCUGGACAUGAAAUCAUCGUUCAGUACCUCCUGGAUCACAAAGUUAAAGUGGACGAGCGUAACGGUAAAGGAGAGACGGCCCGCGCCCUCGCCAUGCUCUACGGCUACACCAAGAUCGCCAGCCUCAUGGACUUGCAUUCUCCACGGAUCAAAGCAGGACACUUUGAGGACCCGAGCUCCUCCGAGGACUCGGACAGCGCGCCGCCGCGGGCGAGGCCGAGUCGAAACCGAGCUAAAGGCGUUAGCAUCCAUGACGGGCCCCAGGCCAUCGCCAAGUUCCGAGUCGGAGGCACCAGCAAACUCUGUGUUCUUUCCUCCCCAGAGCCUCCUGCAGCGCCGCCUAGCUCCGCGGCGCUUCGUGAUAUCGGUGAACAGCGCGAGGCGAUCCGCAACCGAGACGUGACCUCGCCCAUCAACGAGCUGGACGGCCAGAGCAACAGCAGCAGAGAUGACAGUCCAUUCUUUGAGAAUGACAUGCCCACCAUGAGGAGCAGCAGCAGCAGCAGCGAAGGCCUGCCCCACGUUAUCGGCCUCAAGUGGGAGGGCUCGGUGGAGAGCAACGAGGACUCGGACCAGAGCAAGAAGAGCAGCUCCCGCCGCGUGAAUAAGGGCCACCACUCGAAAGGCAAGAAUCGCCACGGGAGCAGCGAUGCGACGCACUCGAGCGGCACUGGGAACUGUGGGAUGCGCUCGCAUGUUGGUCUUCCCCCUUCCUACGCUGGUCCCAAGGAUCUGGCCGAGUUCUUGGAACAAAUCGGCUUUUCUAAGUAUCUCCCGGUUCUUGAGGAGCAAGACAUUGACCUGCGGAUAUUUCUCACCUUGACUGAAAAUGAUCUCAAAGAAAUCGGGAUCACGUUGUUUGGACCCAAGCGGAAGAUGACCUCGGCGAUAGCGAGAUGGCACAGCAGCGCGCGGCCACCCAGCAACGCUCUGGAGCAGGCCUAUGCCGACCAGCUGGAGGCGGAGAUGCAGGAGAUGGCCAUCCAGCUGCACAAACACUGCGAGGAGGCGGAGAGCCUGCAGAGCCAAGUGUCUCAGGAGAAGGAGCUGCGCACCGUGAUGGAGGGAUGUCUGAUGGAGGACAAGGUGGCAUGGAGGAGGGUCCGAGCCGAGCUGGUGGAGAACCACCGGCUCGCUCAGGAGAUGAGCGCCACGCUGGCCGAGUCCAGGGCCCGCAGCGCCGGCCUGCUCUCCUGGGCCGCCGCCGAGGGGAGGAGCCGCUCGCACGCAGGGGAGGAGCCAACAGCUGCAGAGAGCUCCACGCGCUGCAGCGCUGCGGCGCUCCUGGAGCAGCUGGCUUCCUUUGAGGAGGAGCUGGCGGGGACCCUGGAGACCGUGCUGCACAGCCUGAGGCGACUGAGUGCCUCCGAGAAAGUAUCCGACAGCUGGGAACAGCCGUAACUUACAGGAGGCUUCUUGCCCAUAUUUGACGGAGGGUGAUCUCUCACCACCCUGAACGACCUCACUGACACGAGAGAAGGCCAAAGACGAGGCCGGCCCUGCUGGACCGGAGCGGCUCGGGGAGCCAACCGGCUGACUGCUGCUCCCGGAUUGGCUGAUGGACCAGAGCUCGCCAGAUGUGGACCAGGCAACGGGUUGCGGCAGUGAAACGACCAACAGGCAGGAAGGGAACCUCACUCGCUUGAACCGGUUGAAGCUGGACUCCAGAGGAGCCGGACCGGUCGCAGGUCAGAGGCUGCAAGACUGUGAACUUCACUCUCUCCCAACAUGAAAUGUGGUUUGAUGUUCGUGCCACAAGCGGAAGAGUCGUAGUCAUCGUUAUUUGAAUGAAAUCUGAUUUGUAUGCUGUUUGUAAUGUCCUGCUGCCUGCAGUGAGGAGAGAUGUGUGACCUGUCAGUGCAUCAUGUACAUCUAUACAUUCUGUUCCAAUAGAUUCAUCAGGGGUGCAAGAAGAGUCGAUCAAUCAGAUUUACUUUGUAGAUCCGUCUUACCACCAAAUUCUCCCAUAUCUUUAAAAUGCCAGAUGGUCGUGUUGCAUUAAAACCUCGAGGUGGACACACUUUGUUUUAAGCUAAAUUAUCUUUAUAUUUCAAUGUUUCUCAACAUAAUCCGAUUUCGGAGCAGCACAUCUUUGUAUUAUGACAACUGUUUAUUUUUGUGUGACCAAAACACUAAAUUCAUGACAGUUUGAAGAGAAUAUUUGCAAAUGUAUUGGAGUUCCAGUAUUUCUGCCAGCGACGCGAGUGAAAUGAUGAGUGGUUGUUCACACAUUGUGGACAAAAUGAUCCAAACAGAUAGAAAAACAAGAGCAGCCUUUUGGGAGAGAUUCCAUGAUCAGUUGUAUUAAGAUUUCUGAGGUCAAGCAACCGUUAAAUGUCCGGUCGUCUAAAGAGCAGGAAAACACAAACAUACAUUUUCUAGUUUGAGUUUGUUAACUCGGACGUCACGGCUCCCCCCCCCCCCCCAUGAUCAGAGGAGUUAAUGGGAAGCUUAAUGAAGAAGAUGAAGAGUCUGACGACAACAGGACCAACGUGUCGCUGAGCAGCAUCCAGAAUGUAAAUGAGCCAAAUGAACAGUCAGGGUUAUGACAGACGGAUACAAUAUUCUCCAUCUUUGUUUUACGAGUCAAAAUAGUUAUAAAAUACUGGGAUGUGACGGAUUCUGACAUUUUCUGUUAAAUGUGGACAAAGAAGACGUCAGGUUCAAGUGUAUUGCUUUAAUGUAUUGUCUGAGUAGAGCCAUUCUCAUAUAAAUUAUUUAAACAUUA
Messenger RNA from Pseudoliparis swirei, 3601 nucleotides. RefSeq names its product ankyrin repeat and sterile alpha motif domain containing 3 (gene anks3). The record is from RefSeq and is a predicted model, not a curated record. The transcript is spliced from 15 exons. Lineage: Eukaryota; Metazoa; Chordata; Actinopteri; Perciformes; Liparidae. Bases 55 to 2274 code for a protein of 739 amino acids. Gene Ontology annotation, molecular function: protein binding. Gene Ontology annotation, cellular component: cilium.